CCCUCCGCCUUUGCCUUCCCUGCCCUUUUCUUGCUCCUGCUUCUGCAUUGGCUUGCGAUGGGGGCCACUUCUCCGUCCGGCCUGGAGCUCACCAUGGCUGUCCCCGGCCUCAGCUCCUCCUCUGGUUCAGAAGGGGCUGGUUGCAACAGCAACAGCAACAACAACAACAACGGCGGUGGCGGUGGCGGCUGCAACAUGAGGGACCUGGACAUCAACCAGCCGGCGAGCGGCGGCGAGGAGGAGGAGUUCCCGAUGGGCAGCGUGGAGGAGGACGAGGAGGAGAGGGGCGUGGGUGGGCCCCACCGCCCCAAGAAGCUCCGCCUCUCCAAGGAGCAGUCCCGCCUCCUCGAGGAGAGCUUCCGCCUCAACCACACCCUCACGCCGAAGCAAAAGGAGGCCUUGGCUAUCAAACUGAAGCUGCGGCCGAGGCAGGUGGAGGUCUGGUUUCAGAACCGUAGGGCAAGGACGAAGCUGAAGCAGACGGAGAUGGAGUGCGAGUACCUGAAGCGCUGCUUCGGUUCGCUGACCGAGGAGAACCGCCGGCUGCAGCGGGAGGUCGAGGAGCUGCGGGCGAUGCGGGUGGCCCCGCCCACGGUGCUCUCGCCGCACACCCGGCAGCCGCUCCCGGCGUCCGCGCUCACCAUGUGCCCCCGGUGCGAGCGCAUCACCGCCGCCACCGGCCCGCCCGUCGCGCGCCCUCCGUCGUCAGCCGCCGCCGGCUCCUCGCCGUUCCACCCUCGCCGCCCCUCCGCGGCGUUCUAGGGGCACAACAAAUAUGAUGGGCCUUCCCGUGUAAAUUGAAGGAGAAGAUCGACGUAGCACUUUUAGUAGAGAGCCCAGCUUCGUGUUGGCGUGUCGCGUCGGGUCCAGCCGUCUCAGAGACGUGGCCAAAUGUUUGCUGCUUUGGUGCCUUGGUGUUCGUUCCAUCCAUUGGUCUUCUUGAUCUUAGCUCCAUAUGAUCGUGUGAUGAUUCGCGCCUUGCUCGUCUCGUCUAGGUUUCUCGUGGGCUCGUAUUGGGCCUCCUGUGCUCGAUGCUUGUUUCCUCGUGUUACUUUGGGCUUCAAAUCGACUAACAAUUCAUCAGGGUGGCCUACGGUGAGUAAAAGUUCCUCGUCGUUUUCUUUUCCUCUGGAGCACGACUGCCAGUUCUGUUUGUGCAUGUACUUUGCUCCUGUUGGCAAAUCCGCAAAGGUUUCGGGGAUCCGGUAGCUUUACUGACUGCAGCAACUGUAAUACUGUAUCCAUGUACAG
Molecule: messenger RNA, 1251 nt
Organism: Oryza brachyantha (malo sina)
Lineage: Eukaryota; Viridiplantae; Streptophyta; Magnoliopsida; Poales; Poaceae
Product: homeobox-leucine zipper protein HOX3
Exons: 4
Coding region: 58-762 (234 amino acids)
Biological process (GO): regulation of DNA-templated transcription
Molecular function (GO): DNA-binding transcription factor activity, RNA polymerase II-specific; sequence-specific DNA binding
Source: RefSeq, a predicted model, not a curated record